AUGGGUGAUGAGGAGAUUACUUAUACAACUGUGAGAUUCCCUAAGUCUUCAGACUUGCAGAACCAAAGAAGGGCUGAUGAUCAGCAAGGGCCCAGAGAACCUGGCCACAGAGAAUCUUCAGUCCCUUGGCACUUCAUUGCAAUACCUCUUGGAAUUCUUUGUUCCAUUCUGCUGGUGACAGUUGCAGUGUUGGUGGCAUACAUUUUUCAAUAUAGUCAAGAAAAUCAUGAACUACAGAAAAAUCUAAACAACGCUGAUCAGAGGAAUACUACCAUGCAGAAUAACAGCUGCUUAAAUGAAACAUUGAGAAAAGAUUUGAAAUCCAGUUAG
This is a messenger RNA of Peromyscus eremicus (cactus mouse), 330 nucleotides long. Its product is annotated as killer cell lectin-like receptor 2. The record is from RefSeq and is a predicted model, not a curated record. The coding region runs from base 1 to 330 and encodes 109 amino acids. Lineage: Eukaryota; Metazoa; Chordata; Mammalia; Rodentia; Cricetidae. The transcript has 4 exons.